AAGUGUCCGGACUGGAAGGGGGGGAAAGUGUCCGGACUGGAAGGGGGGGAAAGUGUCCGGACUGGAAGGGGGGUGAAAGUGUCCGGACUGGAAGGGGGUGAAAGUGUCCGGACUGGAAGGGGGAGAAAGUGUCUGGACUGGAAGGGGGUGAAAGUGUCCGGACUGGAAGGGGGUGAAAGUGUCCGGACUGGAAGGGGGUGAAAGUGUCCAGUCUGGAAGGGGGUGAAAGUGUCCGGACUGGAAGGGGGGGAAAGUGUCCGGACUGGAAGGG
Molecule: messenger RNA, 271 nt
Organism: Staurois parvus
Lineage: Eukaryota; Metazoa; Chordata; Amphibia; Anura; Ranidae
Source: the annotation of a GenBank genome assembly